AUGCAUUCACCAUCUAUCAUCUGGGUAAAAUAUGGCUUCGAAGGCAUAACACCCCUAAAACUGCACAACACCAACGUGUGCUGCGCGAUACUGCAAAGCUUUGUGAAAAAUAGUUGUGUCACGGAUGUCAAGAAUGUAUGCGAACAGAAAAACUUACAACUAAAUAUCGAGCUAGAUGCUCUCAACAAAGCUUAUCAAGCGGCACGCUCGCGUAAUGCAUCCAGAAACUUGGCGAAAACUAAGUCUGCGGCUUCCGCAGGUUCCAGCAACGGACCGCAUCCACGUGUCUCUUCGUCAAGGGUGAAAUCGCCCAAAAUGGACACCAAUUCUGAUAAUUUAGCUUAUGACGAUACUGGCAAAAAGUAUUGUCUUGAUGAAUACAUGGCUGGAACCUCUGUGCGUUAUCUAUUUGUAGAAUUGCUUGAAGAGCGAGCGAACACAAUUUUAAAAUCUAGAUCACAAUACGCAGUAAUGGCUGUCACUAUAGACGACAAGGGACUUCCUCACGCCGUGCCGUUUGUUUUUACGCUGCAAACGGCAUGCACAGAAGACAAAAACCUUGUGAAUGUAGAACACUCAUGA
This is a messenger RNA of Plasmopara halstedii, 582 nucleotides long. RefSeq lists its product as uncharacterized. The transcript has 5 exons. NCBI's taxonomy places the organism in Eukaryota, Oomycota, Peronosporomycetes, Peronosporales, Peronosporaceae. The record is from RefSeq and is a predicted model, not a curated record. The coding region runs from base 1 to 582 and encodes 193 amino acids.